AUGUCAUUCGAGGCGAGAGCGACCGAGGAAGAUGCGAGUGUUGCCACUUCUUGUAUUAUGAAGUGUUCCCUCGAUAGUUUUAUAAACAGUAAUUUAUCUUCGAACGAUGUAUGUUUCUAUCACAACCAUCAUAUGUUUUGUGUUGCAGGCGUCGCACAGGCAGCAGUGUCAACAUCUCUCAGGGUGUACGAGGUUCAUUCCCGUGACGACUACGACGCUUACGAUAACGGCCAAAAAAACUCCCUGCAAAAUAGCAAAGAUCACCUGGAAUAUUCCAGGAAACACGACAGGAGCUUGGCUGAUUUAUGGAAACAGGCCAGGAGAAGAAAUAACAGCGCGGCAGAAUACGAUGACGAAAGGUUCAAGAGAAUGGAAUCUAAUUUGACUGAAGUUCUGACCAAUCUAUCGUCCGUCCUCAACCAAAUACUUAACAUAGUCAAAUACACGAAGCAAGAAGAGUUUAGAGCCUUCAACGAUUAUAUUCCAAACAACGGGGACAGAAACAGACAGAGAAUUAAACGAAAUACCCAAGAUCUUAAUAAUACGGUCACAGAAAAAGUUACAGUCGAAAAUACAACAGAAAUCACGAAUACCAGCGGAAGAAGAACAAUGAUGGGGUCACCAGGACCGACUAAUGAUGAAGUCAGAAACAAACUCUUCACCUACAUAGAUGAAGGAUUUAAUGAGAUUAUAUACAAAGUGAACUCGCUGCAGCCGAUUAAAACAGCCUUUAACAAUGACGUGGCCUACAAAAUUGGGUACAUCGUAGCAAAUAUUGACACUCUCGAUGCUAAUAUGAAGAAUUUGAAGAGAGAUAUGGAGUCUGAUAAGUAUGGCUGGAGUGACAACAAGAUCUUGAACCUGUAUGACACUAUCAAGCUGUCCAGUUCAGCUGUUAGUAACUUGAUGGACGUGCUGAAGAACUUCCUCGAAGGAGGAGUCAGCGGCGGAUACUAG
Molecule: messenger RNA, 957 nt
Organism: Danaus chrysippus (African queen)
Lineage: Eukaryota; Metazoa; Arthropoda; Insecta; Lepidoptera; Nymphalidae
Source: the annotation of a GenBank genome assembly